AUGAUACCAAAGGGAUCAGCAUCUCUUAAUCCAGAAAUGUCCUCGCCAAUCAACGAAGAAAGUGUGCAAACCAUUGAGGCGGGCGAGGCAUCUGCUGCCCUUGCAGCCACUUCGGAUAAACACUGGAACGAAAAGCCCCAAAGGGAAGGCUGUUGCCUUGGACGGCUCAUAGGAAAUCGCUUCAAGGUGGUUGCCAAAAUCGGCGCAGGAGCAUUUGGAACCAUCUUUUCAGGCACAGAUAUAGUAACAAGUUCUCCAAUCGCCAUUAAGAUUGAGCCCAAAGCCAUCAAGGUGCGCCAAUUGGCAUAUGAGGCCCAUGUAUAUCGUGAGAUUCAAGGCGUCGCCUGCAUGCCUCGAAUAUACGCCUUUUUCGAGGAAGAAGCCGAAGGCGACUCUAGCUUGGUAAUGGAGCUUCUAGGCCCAUCUCUUGAGGAGCUUUUCAAUAGGUCCAGUAGAUUGUUUGCUCUCCCUAUUGUGCUUAUCCUAGCCGAUCAAAUGGUACGGUGCUAUAUUUUGUUUAUCGUGCAGAUUCAGCGGAUAGAGUCGCUCCAUUCUCGCUACUUUUUGCACCGGGACAUCAAACCGGACAACUUUGUUGUUGGCCGAACUACGGAUCCCUCCGAUUCGGUGACCAUUGAUGGCAACACUUGUGUCUAUCUGAUUGAUUUUGGGCUGGCAAAAGCUUAUCGGAGACCAGGAUCUGCGCACAUUCCAUUUCGCGAUGGAAAACAUUUGACGGGAACUGCACGAUAUGCCUCUUUAAAUGCUCAUCGGGGAUAUGAACAAUCACGCAGAGACGAUCUUGAAAGCUUGGGCUAUGUCCUUAUAUAUUUCCUUCGCGGCUCGCUUCCAUGGCAAGGAUUAGGUCGGCCUAAAAAGCCACCACCGGGAACACGUCCAUCAGAACCCUCCCUCAAUGCCAAAUAUGCUCGAAUCUCUGAAUGCAAAAAGGCAGUCAGCGUUGCAGAACUAACUCAAGGACUCCCCCCAGAGUUUGCUGCGUUCUUUACACACAUCCGCGGAUUGCGUUUUGAAGAAAGGCCAGAUUACGAGUACUUGAGGAAGCUCUUCAGAGCGGUGGCACGAAGAGAGGCUCUUGAAAAGGGAGGAGAAUCCAUACGCGAGGCAAUGGAAAAAAGAAAAAAACCGCUUGAAGAUUCCCUUUCAUCUCCUUUGAAGAUACUUGGCGGUGGCUCUGCCUCUUCCCUGGUUACCAUUCCGCCAAAUUCUUCCACGCUUGGCAUCAAGGAAUAUGUGCCUUGCGACGAUGGUUGCACAAACGAACGACCCUCCUACCACCCAAGACUCGGCCUUCCAGAAACUUUACCUAUCAACUUGACCAUAUCUGCGCCAAGAAUAAUUGUAAAGGAGACAAGUAAUAAUUAUUAUCCUACUCCCCACCAUCACAACCACCAUACAGGAUUGUAUCACCACCAGCAAUCCCGCAAAAAGGACUCCUGUAAUUAA
Messenger RNA from Mitosporidium daphniae, 1467 nucleotides. RefSeq lists its product as uncharacterized. The transcript has 2 exons. The record is from RefSeq and is a predicted model, not a curated record. The coding region runs from base 1 to 1467 and encodes 488 amino acids. Gene Ontology annotation, molecular function: ATP binding; protein serine/threonine kinase activity. Gene Ontology annotation, cellular component: cytoplasm; nucleus. Gene Ontology annotation, biological process: signal transduction; peptidyl-serine phosphorylation. Lineage: Eukaryota; Fungi; Microsporidia.